AAUAUGAGUGCAAUUUUGUAAUUUAUAACUAAGUAGUUUAUCCAAAAUUAGGUAACAUGUGUCGUGAUUUUGAGGCUUACAAAACAAAAUUUCAAGAUGGCGGUCAUCGUCCAACUUUUUCGUCGAACUUCGAACAUUUCGCCAAUUUACAAGACAGCGCUGAGGUCAACUAUUUCAACUAUUCACACAAGAUCUCAGCUAGCAGCUAAAUAUAUCAAAGAUAACCCAGGACUCGAUGAACCGAUAAAAUACUCUGCAAGUGCCGCAAGACAAUGGCAAAGUCAGAACACGUUUGGUGCACCAAUAGGUAAAUGGCCUUGGUACCAGCCCUAUGUGUUAGCUAUUAGCACUGCAGUGUUCCUCUUAUAUUUCUGUGUGUUUAGAGAGGAGAAUGAUUUAGAUAUGGAACUAGGAGAGAGUCUUUAUUCAAGAGUGCCAGGAAUGGAAGAACAACAGCUUCGCAUUUCUAUACAGUACAAUAGAGAACAUGGUGCACCAGUUAAAGACUUGGAAAAAAGACUCAGUGAAGUUAUAAAGAAUAGAGUACAGAGUCAGUAGUAAUCAUAGAAGACCUUUAUUUAUAUUUAGUGCGAUUUUAUGACAUCAUAGUUGCACUUCAUUGUAUUUAUUGUGAUGACAUCUUGGUUGCGCCCGGGCCUUCACUACAUAUUUAUUGCGAUCUGAUGACAUCUUGGUUGCCCUUUUGUAUUUGAUGCGAUCUGUUGACAUCAUAAGGGGACAAGCCUAAUACUGUAUCUGAUUCACAUGAAGUAUGACAAUUACAUGAUGAUACACAUAUUUUGAUAUUUUAAAUGACUUGAGAAAUGCAAUUUACUAUUUUUUAAAACCUAUCAUGUGGACAUCAGUCAUCAUAUAAAACAUAACAUCUCUUGGAUCCCUACUAUUACUCUAUACAGUACAAGGUACAAUUAGACUUCUGGCCCUGUUUGUUAUUAUUACAUUAUUCUCGCAACUGGGCCACAAUUGACUUCUCAUUCUCAUAACAUUUAUUAUUGAUAUUGGAUGAUUACAUUUUAUUUAUGUAGCAAGCACUGUCUUCAAGUUCAAUAUUAAAUAUUUGGAAGAUAUGCAUUUUCAAAAUAUAUUCUGGUGUAAAUACAAGUAAAAGUAAAACUAGUCUUGUGUUGAUUCUCUACCUCUCAGAACCCUAUGAUGAAGCA
Owenia fusiformis is the source of this 1181-nucleotide messenger RNA. Lineage: Eukaryota; Metazoa; Annelida; Polychaeta; Sabellida; Oweniidae. The record is from the annotation of a GenBank genome assembly.